AUAUAUAUAUAUAUAUACAGGUGAAACUAAAAUGAGUGAGCUACCAGAAUCCACCUUAUAUAGGAUUCAAGUGGACGCGGCGAAACUGCCUGUAAGUAGUUACAAGCGCCGAGGUUUAACCUACGCGACCUUCCAACCUUUUGAGGUACUAGAUGACGCUGCUGAUUUGAGUAACAAUCAGUUGAACUGGACAAACCUGUUCCUUUGGAACAAGUUCGGCAAGAGUUUGAGCGCUGCUGAUGCAGAAGCUGCCAAACUAAUACAGACAAUAAAAACAAUAGACGACAAAACGCUUGCCCAGCUCAAGAACAUGGCCAAAACUCUGUCUGAUGACUUUUCUGAGGUGAAGAAAAUGAUUGAAGAAAUGAAAGACGACUCUUCUGAUCUCACCAAACUUCAAACUGUUGUUCAGAACGUUCUUCACACCAACAACUAUGAAGCUAAAUUCUAUAAGAUCGAGGCUAGACUUGACAGUCUGGAGAAAUCUGUUGAGGAUAUCAACAAUCUCACUAAAAAGAUUGCUCAGAGGUUUGGAAUAAUAUAGCUUAAGUGUACAUGCAC
This is a messenger RNA of Ipomoea triloba (trilobed morning glory), 561 nucleotides long. RefSeq lists its product as uncharacterized. The coding region runs from base 32 to 544 and encodes 170 amino acids. The record is from RefSeq and is a predicted model, not a curated record. The transcript has 2 exons. Lineage: Eukaryota; Viridiplantae; Streptophyta; Magnoliopsida; Solanales; Convolvulaceae.